GAACGCGAGGCGGUUUUUGGUUUUUCUGGAGCGGCGCAAGCGUCGGAAAGCCUCCUGCAAGUGUGUCGCUUGGCAGUGGCCAGUAUUGCUGGAGAUGCGCACAAGGCCUUGACACCAACUCACCAUGGAGGAGGACGGCGGCGGCCCUUCAGGUCAAUACCGAACCACACGCACCGAGUCGCGCCGCAUCUGGCGAAAACAGCCCUGUGAUCCGUUGUGGUCUCUACCAUCCUCUCCUCUGCUGGUGUGCUCAGGUCCGUCGACGAGUCGUUCUUCAGGGUUGGGCGAUGGGGAGGAGACCGUGGCGGCUCUCAAGGAGAGAUACGCCGCACAGAUGGCAGAGAUGCGCGAACGGCUCGCAGAGCUUCAAGCCGACUGGGAAAACCAGGUCAGGCAGGCGCGGGCGUGCACACGCCUCACUGACCAACGAGGAGAGAUGAAGCACAGCACGGCCCCUGUGUUUGCUUCCCUCCCUCCUGUCUGUCGUUAGAUCCGUAUAGUCAACGACCUGCGUCGGCAGCUGGAGACAGCGUCGUCGAUAUCGUCCUUCUCGCCCCGGUCCAUGGUGGCCUUCCCGCCAUCGCCACGCAGACGGCCGUCAUUCUUCGGACUCUCCAACGGCGACGUCAGCGACCGCGACAGAGCUGACGCCGCCACGGACAAUGGCAAUGACGACCUGGGCACCGGCAGGGCCACCGACGAUGGGGGGGCGACGGCAGCUGGUGGUGGUGCCAUGGACGAGGCGCAGGCACAGCUCGUCGAGUCUCUGCAGCAGCAGUGAGUGUCGCCUUUCACGACACUAAAGGACAUGGCUGGAGCGGCAGAUGAUGUGCUUCCUGUGUGGGUGUGUGGUGUGGUGUGCGGCUACUGUGUGUGUGUGUGUUCAGGAUAGUGGAGGUGUCAACGGUUGUAGCGACUCGCGAGGCGGAGAUCCAGAAGCUGCAGGACGGGCUGGACCAGCUGACGUGCGAGAGCCAGCAGCUGCGGGGCCAGCUGUCGGAGAAGGACCAGAUGCUCAUACGCCUGCAACACAAAAUCAUGUGCCUCGAGGUAUGCAACACAGGCAGGCGCAAUGGAAGCAACCACGCACUGUCUGUCUGUCUGUCUGUGCUGUGCUGUUUGUCAGGCGUCUAAGAACAGCGGUUCUCCGGUGACGUCUGACUGGUCCAUCACUCACGCGUUCCCCCCGGCGCCCAUCGGCCUCCCCGCCAAGACCUACCGGCCCCCAUCCACCCCCUCCAUUGACCACCCCCUCCGCCCCAUCUGCUCCGACCACGACCUCAUGAUGCGCGAGAACGCCACUCCCAAUGUCAUCCCCUGGUCGCCACAGCUCGUGCGCCCAUUCGCAUGUCGCACCACAGCCAAGCGGAGCAGCCCCCCCUCGCCAUCCGCGGCCCACCACCAUCACACGUAUCGGUCGUUCCACCGGGGGUAUUCCCUCACGCUGCCCCGGGAGCCGGAGCCGCUGGGCGAGCAGACGCCGCCCGGAAUCAGCCGGGUAUUUGCGGCCAUCGAGAGGAUAGAGGAGCCCGUCAGCCCCCCCAUGCGCGGCUACGUCAAGAGGUCCUUCUCGAUGCCCGUCAACCACCCUUCCAUGAUCGUCAGCCUCCCCCCGCUCUCCCAGGAACCGGACACCGUCUUCGUCCUCAGCAACAUGCAGCACCAGCAGCAGGGCGAGGAGGGGGAGGGCGAGAGCAGCAAGCUCCACGCCACCACCAAUGGCAUUGACGGGGGGUGCGGUGGCGGUCUGCGGAUGCGCGAGAUGCCCACUCACCACCACCACCACCACCAUACCGAGGCGACGUCGACCGAGGCCGAGUCGCGUGACAGCGGGGGGUCGCCAUCGUUUUGCGUCAAGGUGGUGGAUGAGGCCAUCCCUGUGGUGGUGGAUGCGGGCACCUCAGACCGACUGAUGACGCCGCGGGGGGACCAUGACAUGUAAGCGCACAGGGGAGAGAGGCGAGAGCAAGGCGGCGCAUGACAUCGCUCGGUCAUCCGCUGUGUUGUGUUGUCUCCGUUCAUCCAGUGCGGUUUUGCCGUGCCCUCUGGUGGCCCUCGGAGAUCAGGCGUCAGGAGGCAAUUGAUGGAUCGGGGGAGGGAGGGAGGGAGGGAGCAGAGAGGAAGCUGUUGUGUCGGUCAGUGUAUGGCUGGGGUCGGUCUGUCCGUAUCAAUCAACGAAGCGAGCCAAUGGUCCGUCAGGUGGUGUGGUGUUACGCUAUUUAUUUGUCUAGCCAUCCGAUCCACUCAUUCCAUCACAUACCAUUACCCGUCCAUCUCUGUCCCCCCACACACGCAAUGAACACCCGCACCCACUUUUAUGCACCAUCCACAGCUGUGCACACGGGCCGAUUUGUCCCGCUGUGUCAGUGAGUGAGAGGGAGAGAGAGAUGUUGGUUGGUCUUGCGUCACGGACCUCAAGCACACAGACAGAGCAACUCUUUCCCCUUCCCCUCACAGACAGACAGACAGACAGACAGCCAGGCGCACUAUCGUUUACCCUUUCUCCCCCCCAGCCCAUCCCUCCCUCCCUCCCUCCCUACUCGCUCCAUUCAUUUCUCUCUCUUUCUUUCUUGGUUCGUCUUUGACCUGCGUGGCUGGCUGGCUGGCUGGCUGCAAUGGUCGAUAGAUCAGCAAUUUUGUCGCCGGGGGCUGGGGGGUGGGGGUGUGGGGCUGACGGAUGCCUGUUGGUUGGUUUGUUGGUUGGUUGAGGUUGUGGCGGGCCGAUCGAUCGGCUGCGUGCGCACUUUGAACAAGAGCAAGAGACGCACAUCUAUAGACACAAGGUACUUACGUAUGGACACAUACUCCGUGCCUGCCUGCCUGCCUGCCUGUGCGUAAGAUCGUUUCUCUUCUAAUUCCUUUCUGGUGUGUGUACGAUCGACCGACUGACCGACUGACUGACCGACCAAAGCAAGCCCAGCCAGGCCAAUCACUGCUCUCCUUCGUGCGACUCUGCUCUGCCCGUGCCUGCAUUGCAUUCCAUGACGCCUGUCUGUGUUUCUGUGCGUGCGCGUAGCCAGCUCGUGUACAGCAGCAGCAGCAGCAGCAGAGAAGGGAGGGAUCAUUAUAUAUCGCUCCGGUCUCUCAUGUGGCUGUGUGUGUGUGAGACUCCGUCUGUGUGAGGGUGGGCGGUGGCCUGUUGGUAUGGGGUGUUGGGGUGUGUGCGUGUGGGGGUGGGUGGGGGGCACGUCUGUCUGUAUAGCGCUUGUGGUCGGUCGCCUCUUCUGUCUCUCUCUUUCUUCUUUGCAUGUCUACACGUGUGUGUGUGUGUGUUGCGUAUAUGGAUGGUUUGUCCACAUCCAUUUUUUCGCACGUGAGAGCUGUGUGUUUUCAUGUGAGUGACCCACUCUCUCUCUGUGUUUUGAUUGACUCCUCACUCACUCACUCACUCACUCACUGAACGAACGAACGAAUGAACGAACGACUCCCUGACUCCUCCAUGGCUGCACUUGCAUACAGCUGCAUGUCAUCGUGUCGGUCGGUGCGUGUGGGGGGAGGGGGGGAGGGUGUUGGGUGUUGGGGUGACUAUGUAUGGCUUAGUAAAUAGAUCCUGUUUAUCUACCGGGACAACAAAGGGACGCCUGGCUAUCCAUGUUUGAUCAAUGAAUGGUGGGUGAAUGGGGAGACUUUUCUAUCUCUCGGCGGCGGCGGCCUGGGAGGGAUUUUGUGAUGGCCAUGGCGGUCGGUCGGUGAGUGAGUGUAGGGAUGCGUAUUUUUGUCAUCUGCCGUGUUGUGUGCGUCGUGUGGGGUGCGGUGGGUUGCUUCUUCUCUCUCUAUUGUCGCCAUUCAUUGCAUGCCAUCGAUCAGCCAGUCAGCCCACCGACGACUACUGACUGCAUACGCUCCACGGCAGUUUCAGACAAACGCCGUUUGUUUGUUCGUUCGUUCGUUCCCCUCCCCUCUCCGCACACACACACACACACCCACGCCCUCAUCCACCCACUCACAUCCACACACUGCAUGCCAUCGAUGCCUGCAUGGCUAGUAUGAGUCCAUGUGUGUCUACCGCCAGCGAGCGAAAGAAAAGUCGUCAGAUGGCUGGCCGGCCGGCUCCUCCGUUUUCAUACGUUUCAUGAUACGCUCUCGUGGGUGCGCGUGUGUGCCUGUGGGUGGAUGGAUGGAUGCGUGUGUGUGGGGAAGUGCCCAUGGAUGCUGGUGCGUGCGCGUGCAUUGCGUGUUGAUGCCUCCUCACCUCACACCAUGGCUGGCCGGCUGGCUUCGGCACUUACGAGGACCAAACGAACAAAGUAUUUUUUGUAUCCACCUACCGCUGCGAAAUGGGACGGACACAUGCACACACACACACACACACGAGAGGGAGGACACACGAGAGGGAGGACGACUGAUGGAUGUCGCGGGGUGGGUGUCUAUGCUCCGUGUCUGUUGGUGACGGAGGGGCCGAGUGGGUGGGGUGUGCGCGCGCGUGUUCAUGGCUGCUCUCGCGUCUGCAUGUCUGUCUGUCCGUGCCGCUCGCUUUUUACUCUGGGGUGCGAUGAUGCGUGCGUGAUGCAUACGGGCAGUGCACACGAGAGGCUGCUUUGAAAGAAAGAAACAAAGAACGAACGAACGGGGAGUAUGUACGUAUGUGAUGGAUCGAUCGCUGUGUACGUGUACGCAACGUCCUGCUGCUGCUGUUUGGAGAGAGAGGGCGUGUAUACGUAAGUCUGUCUGCAUACUUAUACAGUUCCACUACAGGCAGGGGCGUCGCGGUGUGUGUGUCGUAUUACCUGCUAUCUACUUUCUGCGGAUGUCUAUCUGCUACCUGCUGUCUACCUACUGCCUACUGAUGGAUGGAUGGUCUUGUUUGAAAGUCCAAUGCAAUGGUGCGUACUACUCUCUCUGUCUGUAGGCCCGUACACACACAUACGUCAUGCGUCAUGCGUUCGUCCGUAGAGACUGUCUGCCUGUGUGUUGCCCUGUGACCUUUGCCUUUAUAUUUAUGUGACAUAUCUAUCAGCCUAUCAUUCAGCGAGCGGAUUGGUCCAUCCAUCUCUGUCCCGUACGUAUCUCGUGUGUCUCUGCGACUCGAGUUAACACAUCCUUGGAUGAAAGAUGCUCAUGCC
Molecule: messenger RNA, 5063 nt
Organism: Vitrella brassicaformis
Lineage: Eukaryota; Vitrellaceae
Source: the annotation of a GenBank genome assembly